GCUGAAGCUACUGUUUUGUGUUUCCGUCGGCUGUUAGCUUCCUCAUCUGACCGCCGAGACUACGGAGCACAGCUUUGGGUUUUACUGCAAACACAUCUUCAUUUCUUCCGCUGGGCAACCAACUGGUAACCAUGCUACAUCCUUGUGUAGUUGUGAGUGGAGUGCUGCUCUCAUUAGCUGUUCCCACCAUCAUCUCCAUGGAAAGCUGUGAAUUCUCGGGAAUGCCCGGAAUGCCAGGUAUCCCUGGGUUACCGGGCCGGGAUGGUCGUGAUGGGGAGAAGGGGGAGAAGGGGCAGCCAGGACGACUAUGGCAGGAUAAGCCUCAAAAGGGAGAUCAGGGAGAGCCUGGAGUGAUGGGACCUUCAGGUAAACGUGGUGUGGUGGGGAAACCAGGACCAAAAGGGGCCAGAGGACAUCAAGGACUUCCAGGAGAGCCAGGAGAAGCCAGCCAUACUGAUGCAACGCAGCAGUCUGCCUUCAGCGUGGCCAGAGGGACAGCCACAAUGCCCGGCAGGUCCUCCCUCAUACGAUUCACCAAUGUCAUCACCGACUUCAACAAAGACUACAACACUGAAACGGGGCACUUUAGAUGUCGGGUGCAAGGAACCUAUUAUUUUGUGUACCAUGCCUCUGCGGAGGAAAAGCUCUGUGUGGUGCUGAAGCUGGAAAAUACCAUAGUGGCAUCAUUCUGCGAUCAUGUGCAAAACCACAACUCAAGACAGGUGAGCUCAGGCGGGCUGUCUGUCUAUGUAAGGAGAGACCAGGAGGUUUGGCUGGAAACUGGUGACUACAGGGGAAUGACAGGCAAACCAGAAGGAUACAGCAUCUUUUCUGGAUUCCUGAUAAAUGCACACUGAUGAAGCGCACAGCAUACAUCCAAAGUGUAACGCAACACUGAAAAUGUAUUGGUUAAACCUGACCAGCUUCUUCAAUAAACUUUUCAGUAAAACAGCUUUUAGUGAUGUUUUUUUCCCGAAAGACUGUUCCUACACACUGCAAACCUAAAUUUGCUAGUUAACAUUAAAAAAAAAAAAGCACCUCCAUUAAAGUGGCUCAGGAGUCUGUGGUUAUACUGGGGAACCCCAAGCAACCAAGAAUGGACAACUAUUUCUGCAGUGGGCAGGUCCCUGAUGUAAAUGUGCUCAACAGUAUUCAUUUGAAGCUGGAAAAUUGUGAAAAUGAGUAAUGGUACGCAAUCAUCCCUGGAUGAAUAAAAGCUAGAAUAAAUGUUAUCAUGGCUGUCAGGCAAACCAGGUAGAAAAAAUAUCAAAGUCCUUGCUUCACAUUUACCAACUAACCUUUUGUGUUUUCAUUGCACUGACUUUCAUUCCAGCGCAUUUCUUUGUGGUAUUACUUCCCUUCAAUAGUCAGUAACAUGUGUCGUUCUCUCUCUCCAGAAAAACAGUUCGUUUUUAACAAUAUACUGAGACAGGGAAGGGCUAUCUUUACUUCAUACUGACUGACACAUUCUGAAAAAUAUUUUAGUUUGAAAGCAAUGAGGCUUAUUUUCUUGUUUCUAGUGUGUUAUGUGUAGUUAUCAGUCUGCUGGAAUGUGGCACCAAACCUAAUGCACGCUGUUAGCUUAAACAUCAAUAACCUGUAUGAGAAUGGCUGUGUAAAAUCAAAUAAACUAUGAUU
Molecule: messenger RNA, 1638 nt
Organism: Lampris incognitus (smalleye Pacific opah)
Lineage: Eukaryota; Metazoa; Chordata; Actinopteri; Lampriformes; Lampridae
Product: complement C1q subcomponent subunit C-like
Exons: 7
Coding region: 132-857 (241 amino acids)
Molecular function (GO): protein binding
Source: RefSeq, a predicted model, not a curated record